This is a messenger RNA of Dinoponera quadriceps, 1333 nucleotides long. Its product is annotated as homologous-pairing protein 2 homolog. The coding region runs from base 100 to 699 and encodes 199 amino acids. The transcript has 3 exons. Gene Ontology annotation, biological process: meiotic joint molecule formation; homologous chromosome pairing at meiosis; meiotic strand invasion involved in reciprocal meiotic recombination. Gene Ontology annotation, molecular function: recombinase activator activity; double-stranded DNA binding. Gene Ontology annotation, cellular component: DNA recombinase auxiliary factor complex; condensed nuclear chromosome. The record is from RefSeq and is a predicted model, not a curated record. Lineage: Eukaryota; Metazoa; Arthropoda; Insecta; Hymenoptera; Formicidae.
CUUUAUUCAAUGGCUAAAAGGAACUAACUAAGGUUACAGAGCAGGUUAAAAAGACAAUUGUAUUUUCAAAUUCAGUAUUUAACAUGAAAAGGUACAACAAUGGCUAAGAAUAUUGUAUAUUAUUACAUGAAGAUACAAAACAGACCCUACAGCGUAAACGAUGUAGUUACAAAUUUAUGUAACGAAUAUAGCAAAUCUAUAGUUCAAAAGGUUAUGGAUGAACUUGUAGCCGAUGGGAAAUUGUUUGAGAAAGUUUAUAGUAAACAGAAAAUAUAUUGCAUUGUCCAAGAUUCAGCACAUGAUACAGAUGAAUUACUGAGAAUUAAUAAAGAAUUACAAUCUCAUUCCAACGAAAUCGAAAGCAAGUAUCAAGAGAUUAUGAAACAAAUUAAAGACAAGGAAGUUCUACUAUCCUCUUUAAAGUCCAGUCUAACACUGGUAGAUGCAGAAAGAGAAAAGAUUAUUUUACAACAAAAUAUAGAGCAGUUAACACAGAAAUUAAAUGCAGUAAUGAAAACAACUAGCUCAGACUUACAGGAAUCUAAAAGGAAGACCCAAACGGAAUUAGAUGAAAACUUACGCGAAUAUCAGAAAAGGAAAAGAAUAUGCACUGAGAUAAUAGACUGUAUUUUAGAAAAUUAUCCUGGUAACAAGGAUGAACUGUAUGAUGAAGUAGGCAUAAGUUUAACAACUAUUUAAUUCAAAUAGAUCAAUGACAAAUUAAAUUUUCUGUUUGUAAUAGCCUUAAAACAAUUUCUUAAUAUAUACAUUCACCUUUUUUUCUAACAGUUUUUCUCAUGUAUUUAUGUAUUUAUAACUUUCAAGAGAAAAGAUCUCGUAUUGUUUUUUGUUACAAAAGUUGCAUAAUAAAAUACUUGACUUACAUUAAGUAAAACUGUUUCAAGUUACUAGUAGAAAUAAUAUUCUCCGAUGUAGUCGCUAUGACUAUCCUUGUUUAAUGACGUCAAAAGCAAGAAAACACAUUCCAGGAUUCUUUGCGUUAUACUUUCACAUAAAAAGAUAUAUCCACAAAGUGACAUUUAUAAUCUAUUCGUCACACUUGUAAAAAAAAAAUUGGACGAACAUUUCUCUUUUACUCGAACAACCUUACGUCAACAAUUACACAAGGACAGUCACAGCGACUACGGCAGAACUUUAAUAUUUCAAUAUAUAUCAUAAUCCAUAUGCGAAAAAAACAACUUAUACAGAACAUUACAAUAUUACAAGUGUUAUUUUAUUAUUUACAUCGACGAAUCAUUAGGUAUCCCAUGCUUUAAAGUUCUUGAUAGCCAAAAAAAAAUAGGUGAUUUAAUUAUGCAAAUAUAAUACAUAU